GGGGGUGUGGAGGGAGCCGGGAUCAGCCAGGGGCCAGCAUGAGCCAGAGGGAGGGAAGUCUGGAAGAACCCAAGGCUGAGUCCUCAAUCUCACUGCUUCCCCACUUGGAGGCCAAGAUCCGGCAGACACACAGCCUUGCCCGCCUCCUCACCAAAUACGCUGAGCAGCUGCUCCAGGAAUAUGUGCAGCACCAGGGAGAGCCCUUCGGGCUGCCAGGCUUCUCCCCGCCCCGGCUGCCGGUGGCAGGCCUGAGCGCCCCGGCACCAGGCCACGCGGGGCUGCCGGUGCCCGAGCGGCUGCGGCUGGACGCCGCGGCGCUGGCCGCGCUGCCCGUGCUGCUGGAUGGCGUGCGCCGCCGCCAGGCCGAACUGAACCCGCGCGCGCCGCGCCUGUUGCGGCGCUUGGAAGAAGCGGCGCGCCAGGCCCGGGCCCUGGGAGCCGCCGUGGAGACCGUGCUGGCCGCGCUGGGCGCUUCGGCCCAUGGUUCCCAGGGUUCCCCGACCGAGGCGGCCACCGCAGCCGCCCCCGCCCCCGCCCCCGGGGGGUUCUCGGCCAAAGUGCUGGGGCUCCACGUGUGUGGCCUGUACGGCGAGUGGGUGAGCCGCACCGAGGGUGACCUGGGCCAGCUGGUGUCCGGGGCUCCUGCCUGACGGCAGACACCAGAGCAGUUGGCUUUGUGCCUUCCUCAUCUCUAGAUUCUUGUCUUCUCGGAGAACGCGCCUGUCCCAUCUUUUUCAGCUUUCUCUCCUUUUUUUUUUUUGUUUUUGUUUUGUUUUUUUGUUGGGUCCUUUAUUACCGGGUCUCUUGGGGGGGAAUCUCCCUGUCUCUCCUUUUCCUCAUCUACCAUGUGGAUAAGGUAUCCAUCUCAAUCUCCUCUCCUGGAGGUGGUUGAUGUUGAUGCUUGGUCUCUGUUUCUGAUCAUCUUUGUCCUUCUCUGGAUGAGAAAGUGUCUGCUAGUCCUGUAGUGAGACAGCUUCUCCAUCCCAAACUUCAGCCCACCUUCCUCAGGGUCAUCCUCCUGCUGUGCUGAUCCACACCCCCCCCAUAUACACACACCCCUUAAGGCACCUGUCCUCCUCCCUGGAUGUCCUGCUUUCUGUCCCCCGUGCCCAGUCCCUACACUCCUAUCCAGGUCUGUGUAAGAAAAGGUGACACCUUGAACAAGUUUUAUUUGAGAAUAAAUAUUUUCUUUGUAAAUAAAACAUUUAAAAAUAAACUGAAAAUUAACUGUUGCUAAACAUGAA
This is a messenger RNA of Dipodomys spectabilis (banner-tailed kangaroo rat), 1244 nucleotides long. It is a transcript of the gene Ctf1, whose product is annotated as cardiotrophin 1. Bases 39 to 650 code for a protein of 203 amino acids. The record is from RefSeq and is a predicted model, not a curated record. The transcript is spliced from 3 exons. NCBI's taxonomy places the organism in Eukaryota, Metazoa, Chordata, Mammalia, Rodentia, Heteromyidae.